Carassius auratus (goldfish) is the source of this 1536-nucleotide messenger RNA. RefSeq names its product cortexin-2-like. The coding region runs from base 1080 to 1346 and encodes 88 amino acids. The record is from RefSeq and is a predicted model, not a curated record. Lineage: Eukaryota; Metazoa; Chordata; Actinopteri; Cypriniformes; Cyprinidae. The transcript is spliced from 5 exons.
CAAGACUGACAUUGAUUUCAAAUUAGAAUAUCUAACAGUAGUAAAGACCGGGGCAAGUUGUCACGUCUUUUGCGUGUAUUUUUACAAUCAUUUUUUACAAUUAGCCGACAAUAACAGUUAUAUAUUUUGUUUAAUAUUCCUGCAUUUUCAAUUGAGCAAUAAUACAAGCUUUAUUUGCUAUUAUUGCAAUGUAAUCAAAUUUUAAGUAGCUAGCCUACAGAUACAGGCUACGUUAUUGAAGAUAACUUUUCCCCCUUAAGACUAAUUCACAUUUCAGACAUUCUCACCCAGUCAUGUAAAAAAAAGUGUGACAACUAGCCCCGGUUACAUGCGCGCGCGUCCCUGUGGACCGAUGCUCAGCCAAUCGCACGCGAGCGCGUGAGGGAGUAUCGAGAGCGCGCGAGAGAGAUCUGCCAGACCAGCACGCGCUCCGGACCCUCAACGCAGGAAUCAGCUGUCUGCACACAUACACCGUCCUAAUAAAGUCAGAGGGAGUCCGAGGCUGUAUUUACUGCGGAUGAACAUGGAGCGAAACGCUGUGAAAACCAUCCCAUCAGAGUGCUGAGCUGUCACCCAGGCCUCGAAGAGAAGUUUUACUGGAGCCGCUCACUGUAACACAGCCUGUGAGCUUUAAUAUUCCUCACUGAUCUGCUCUUCUCGCGCCGUGCUGAAGAGGGUGGCGUUUCUUGUCACGUUCCAGCUGGAAAUAGCUGCUUUUUCCCCGUCUGAGCUUUCAGCGAUUAUCUCAGAAACCUGAAUAUGAAGCUGCUUGUGCCAUUAGCCACAGAAGAGCGUGUCAAAGCAUGUCCAUAUAAACAGCAGUUCAGCUGAAGGAUGUAGUUUGUAGCUAGUUUCCUCUGAGAUUUGAGCUGUGAAUGGAGAUCCUGUUGCAUCAGUCUGAUUUUCUGAUUUCUUGUGAGCAGGUGUCGCUUUUGAAACGUCAGGAAUAUAGCGGUUUUCCUGGUGACGGCUGUAAACAAAGCAGCUGCAAACUUUAUCAGACAUUACAGGAGAAGCAUAGGACUGAGAUCCUCCUUCAGCCUCAGAAACCGGACUCGUGUCAUCUCUGAACUGAGAAGAUGAGUGAAAACCCUCUGAUGAAGCACGAGCUGCAGUCUCUGGCUCCUGUCUCGGGCCCCGGGGCCUCGGCGGGGCUCCUGCUGGCUCCGGACAUAGAGCAGAUCACGGCUCUGUGUUUCGUGGGACUCCUGCUGCUGUUUUUGGUGUUUCUGCUGGUGCGCUGUUUCCGGAUUCUCCUGGACCCCUACAGCAGCAUGCCGUCCUCAUCCUGGUCUGAUCCUAAAGACGGUCUGGAGCGGGGACAGUUCGAUUACGCGCUGGUCUAGAAAUACAGCAGUCUCACAAAACCUGUCAAGAACAUAUUUAACCUCCAAAUCUAAAAGGUCAUAAAAAAAAAUAUAUUAUAACAAUAACAUAGUUAUUUAAUACAUUAUUAUAUAUAAUUAUGUACAAUAUCAUAUUUUUUAUUUUAAUAUAAUAUUUUCAUUGUUUGCAUAAUAUUUCCAUCCCGAAAUA